AUGGCUGAAACGCACACUCCGUAUUAUUCCUUGAAGAAACUGUUAUCUUUCUUCAACGGUGUUAUGGCUGAUAAGGCCAUUAAGAAGUUCGUCAUUCGGAACAUCGUAGAGGCCGCAGCCGUCAGGGACAUUUCUGAAGCGAGCGUUUUCGACGCCUAUGUGCUUCCCAAGCUGUAUGUGAAACUGCAUUACUGCUGUUUCUCGGUCAUGGUCAUCAUUCUCAUCGUGGAAAUCACUGUCGCCACAGUGGUCCUUGCCUUCUUCCCGAUUGUUAGAGAAGUGGCCUUGGAGCACAACUUUGUGACCCAGAAUUACAGAGGUUACAAACAGCCAGAUUACUAUUCCCUGGAAUGGAAUCUGGUCAUGGAGAAGCUAAAGUGCUGUGGCAUGAAGAACUACACAGAUUUUCCAUCCUUCGGAAGGAUGACUGGCCACACCUACCCCAGGGGCUGCUAUAAAUCCAUCGGGACCGUGGCCUGCAACGGGCACAACGUGUCUGCAGAUGUCACCCACCAGGAGGGCUGUUUCCCUAAGCUCCUGAAAAUAACCAAGACUCAGAGCAUCAACCUGAGUGGGGGCUCUCUGGGGGCAGCAGUGAUACAGUGCCUCAACCAGGGAGACUGGUUCCGCGCCCAUCCCCCAUCAGCCUGCCACUCCCAAGCUGCACCUGUGAAAUGCAAGCGGCCACAGCAGUUACCCAACCCUGCCUUCUCGCCCCUCCAGCCCAACCCCAAAGCAUUCUUUCGAGUGACUCUUCUAUUAGCAGAGAACGUCACUGGACCCUAG
Balaenoptera ricei (Rice's whale) is the source of this 786-nucleotide messenger RNA. RefSeq names its product tetraspanin 16 (gene TSPAN16). The record is from RefSeq and is a predicted model, not a curated record. NCBI's taxonomy places the organism in Eukaryota, Metazoa, Chordata, Mammalia, Artiodactyla, Balaenopteridae. Gene Ontology annotation, molecular function: mRNA binding; structural constituent of ribosome. Gene Ontology annotation, biological process: translation. Gene Ontology annotation, cellular component: cytosolic small ribosomal subunit; ribosome; membrane.